CAAGGGAGGCGCUUCCACCUCCCAGACCCCCUCCUCCUUCUGCUUUAUCACUGCCUCUCUGCUCUCAGACUCUGCGGUGAACAUUCGUUCUCUGUUCAGAGAGGGACGGUGGCAGUGCCAUGUACAUUGGCAGGGCAGAGCAGGGAAGCACAGCACCUGCUAUGGGGAUCUCUGAGUCGUGCCUUUUUACUCAUGUUCACUUGGCUGUUAGAGCAUUGGCCCAGGGGUUGUGGGUAAAUCUGACUCUCCCAUGUUUUGUGUAGUCAUUUACACCCACAGAAGAGGAGAAGGAAGCACUGGCUCCAAAGAAACUCAAUUUCUUUACACUAGACUUUGCUUGCUUUGCAUUAUGUUUCAAAGAGAGAAAUUACCACACAGACCCCUAAGCAGAGAGCUUCAGACUCAUGCAUUUUUGGUACUGCUGUCAAUAUACAAGACUGCAGGCAGCAAAAUGGACAUUUAGCCUGAUUUGAACUAUCUGAUACAUCAGCAUAAAGCCUGAGUUAAUUGUUUAGGCUCUUCCUUGUGCUAGUAGAAAAAGCUAGGCACUGCUAAGGGGUGAUUCAUGCCACCCUAUGGUAGAUCUGACAGAUAGGCACAGUGACUCACCUCCUAAUAACACUAGGAUGUCUCUACUUGCUGAGGGUUUGCUGAAGACAUCUAACUUAGAGGUGGGUAAACUUAGGUGAGAUGAAUCUUAUCUCAGGAAGUGAUUUCUGCUACCAGCUCUCAUCUUCCUCUGCAAACACUUCCAGUGAAAGCUGUGUGGUGACUUGUGAAGAAAUGUGCUCUUCAGUAUGAAGCAGGAGCCCUGAAAUUAGUAUUGUGAAAUGUCAGUGGCUCUACCCAUGUACCUAUGGCCAGCUCAUAAGGGAGUAACUGUUAGACCUGGAGUGACAACCUGGGGGAUGUCAGGUGUAGAAAACCACCAGUCCAAAUGCUCAGUUAGUUUUCACCCAUGGAGGUUCAAUUACAGAGAUCUCAGUUGUUCCUCUGAACUCCACAUACAAGUUUUAUUUAUACCCGAGGAGAAUUUUGCACUAUCAGAGCAAAGCAGAAUGAUCAAAAUGCCAUAUCAACAUGUAAAACAAAACCAAAACCAAAACAAAACACCCAAACAUUGUAAACAGCACUAUUGUUUAGGAAAUAUUCAUCUCUUAUGACUAUUUUAGAAGAAAAAGAUAUUUCUCUAAUAGCAUUAAGUAUAGCCUUCAUGCACAGGCAAGAUACUUUAUUUUUUCAGACUACCAACAACAUGGAAGAUGUCAGGUAUGCCGUAUCUUCAAAUCAAAUGCACAAACAUACCAGAUGUGAAUAUUCCUAAAUUUCUAACUAUUCAUAAAUUGAAACUAGCUGUCUCGGUAUCUGUUCAGUAGAUCCCAAUCUAAACAAUAUUCCACAAGGGAUCAGUCAGUGAGUUUUAAAGAGGUCUGAGGAAAGUGUUCACAUGCAUAAACAGUAUCUGAUUUGAUUAUUAAGGGUCCCCUCUUAUGAUCAUAUUAAACCACUGAAUAGUUGCUUGUUUGAACUGUUCUGUCAUUGUCAGAAAGCUACCUUCAGAAGUUGAAAUUAAAUAUGUAGAAACUUCUUUAAAAAUAUUGUGCAGAUUUGUACUCACAGUACUGUUGUAACACUGACAGAUAAUAUGGCUUUUGCCAAAUACACAGCACAUUACAGGCCUCUAGUGGUAGAAAUAAAAAAUAUGUAUAUUAGGAUCUAUCUCUGCAACAAUUCCUGAUGCUAGGUAUUCCAAUCUUAAUAAAUUGCAUAAUGCUUUCUGUUUAUAGAUUUGGCCUGCUAGUUUGCUCACUUGAGGGAAAUGGAAAUUCUACAGAGGUCAGAAAUGUCAGUGACAAUUUUCUGUUAAUCUGAAAACCACAAUGAUAAAGUAAACCAGGUUAAAAAGGAGAAAAGUACAUAGUGUAUAGCUCUACUCUUGAUUAAUUUCAAGGGCUAUUUGCAGUGGCCAGAAGAGGCAGAAUGCAAGCCCUCCCUGUGAAUCUGGCAGGUUACAUCCACGCCACACUGUAUAUACUGAGGCUCAAGCCUUACCACUGCUUUUUCUGCCAGGUCUGUGUGUGCACAGAACCCUGCCAGUACAUCUCAAAGUCUGGCCAUUGCCUGGUUGGUAUCAACUCCCUGACAAAUUUACAGGUGUAAGUUGUCCAGCAGCAUCUCCCUUUCAGUCCUUGUGAAGGAGCACAUCAUCCUGCUAGCCUCAUCUGGUAGCAUUUAACACUUCAUGUGCCCAGCACAAAUUUAUUUGUCCUGCACAAAGUACAAGACAGUGAUUAAUCAGCACCCAGAGGGUUGUUUGUUGGUUUGUUUUGGGCGUUUUUUGUGAAUCAUAAAUUUUCACUCUUAAUAAGGAUAAUACUCUCAAACAUAGCUUCAUUUCUGAGAUAAACAUGAUGUGAACUGAUACCUCCCAAGACUAGACUUCUGUACUAUUUCUACUACUUUCUUUCUUCUCAAGCUUAUGUUCAAAUGAUCAGAGAACUGCAGGUGAAGAACAGAAAGAGUGAUUAUUUGGAGAAUGUAAAGGUAAUGAUCCCUGUGUUUCGGAUAGUAUUAAGCAGAAAGUGAUAAUGAAGCUCAAACAGGAUUGAAAGUGUGGGGCAAAAUUAUGUCUGCUUGGCAGAACAGAGAUAGGAAUACCUGCAUAUAUUAAACACUGAUAGUAACAAGGCCAGUGGUUGCUAUACAGUCUCUCUAAAUGGAAGAAUCUCAAAAUACUACAUAAACGUCAGUGAGCUGGUAAGGCUCACAGGUUGCCUGUAAGAAAUUUAGUCCCAUUUUAUAGGAGUGAUAUCAGUGAGAAAGUGAAGAUAAACACAGCUGGCUCACACAGGAAUAACUGAGAGCUGUGGGCUGUAGUGGACUGGACUGACAUGGUAUAACCAGGAAUGCUUCAAUCUUAGCAUUUUACUAUAUUUUUAAGGGAGUUAAUGGUUUAUUAAACAUUGCUGAUAGGAGUGCUAUAUGUAAAAAAAGUGAGGAGUGUCAGAAGUGAUUGAAGUUAGAUAAGUUAUUCCACCCUUUUUUCCACUUAAGUGUUCUUUAUUGGAUGAUGGGAUUCGUCGUCGGUCAUUGCAUUUUAGUGAAGAAUUAGGCAAAUUUGAGAGGCGUCAGAAAGGAACAACUAGAAUGCUUAUAUUUGGGUAAUAAAGAACUGGGGAGUAAAACUUACGCAGACUGGAAAGGGUCUUUCUGGAAGGCAAGUGACUAAGGGGAUGUAUAAGCAGAAUCUACAUCAAAAUCUCUGUAUGACCACAGGCCAUGAAAGAAGUGAUGGCAGAAGAAGGUAAAAUUCUGUUGAGGUAGGCAUUUAAGUCAGAACGUCAUAUUUGGAAGCUAAUGUGUUACUGUAAGAUGCAUUCUCUUGUGCUUAAAUUGCUUUAGAUUCUCUUUAUCUCUCCUUAUCAGGCAGGGGAGGAAGAAUCUAUGUUCUUGAAGUUUGUCUGGUAGAGUAAAAAAGAACCUGCUCAUCCUUUCAGACACUCAUUUAUUGCUUUCUUUUGGCUUUCCCUGUUACGCUCCCCUAUCCUGUCUAUGUGACAUGUGAUUUGUACCAUUUUGGUACAAAUAGCAACAACAUUUAUCAAACAUUCCCACACAUGACCCACAGUUAAAUUCUAGCAAUCUGCAGCCACAAGCUUGGAAACAAUCUCUCUUCACGUUACCUAUAUUCACACACCUGUUCAUAGCUAUAUUUAAAGACAAGUUUAAUGUCUUCAGCUUCUUUCCAGUGAGAUGAAAUCAUAGCCAGUUCAGGAAAUUCUGUGGGAGAAGGGAAAAGCCCCACCAUACUAUUCAGUAGUACUUGGUUAUGCUAAAAAAAUUACUUUGUUUUGCCCAAUAGCCCAGUUGCAGGGUAUCCUGCCAUUAUUGCUAAGAUGGCGCACACCAACUUUUUAAACAUUGUUUUUGCAGCAGAUGCAGCUGCUUAAUGUUCCCAAGUACAGCAAAAGAGACUGUGAUGUCUGAGACAUGAAUAAAUGCUCCGGGCUACAUGGAAAAAAAAAAAAAAAAGAUAAUAAAAUAACUGGCAUUAGUCCCCGGUCCACAACCGAGCCCUGGCAUCUAUGGCUGACUUCCAGGUAGCUCACAGGGGAUUAAUGUUUGCCUGAGAUCUACAUGAUCUCUCUGAUAAUCCAUCUAACUGACACAAAAGGAACUGAACAGAAUUGAUUCCCUGAUACUGCUGAGGGGCAGGCUAUUCUGUUAAUUUAAGACUACAAUUGGUCUAUCACCCUUAUGACUAAUCAGUGCCUCUCACAGGGGUGGAAACCUUCUUGUCUGCCCUUCACUGCUGAGUAAAUUCUCUUGCUGUAUCACCAGCCUCCUAGAAUAUGACUGCAAGUACCCUGAUGUCACAUGACUUCAUCACCUUUUACUGUGGCAGCUGUUGUUUGGUUAAGCUGUUACUCCUGGGGAACAAGGCGGGGCAGGAGAGGCUGUGAAAUCCUGAAGUGAAUCUAUUUGUAAGUGGGGUGGGAGGGGCCUACUGAUGAAUUAUGUGGAGGGCAAUUAUGGCACUGCACAAACGAGCCUGAUGACUAAUUAUGCUGGCAACAUGCUUUCACUUAUGAGAGCCCUAAAUGCAUACCUAGCAUACAAUUUUGCAGGGAGCAGCAGGAAACCUUUAAAUCUGUGCUUCUGCUUUACCUACUUAGUACAGAGGUGGAACUAUCAACCAUCAGCAUAGUUUUAGAAUCUGAGUGCACAAUCUCUUUAGUCUUAAGGAAGCCCAUAAAUGAUGUGAACACUUUUUUGCAAAAACAGGUCUCUUUUUUUUAGCUGCUACAAAGUUGGUGAAGGGUUUGGAGAGGAAGCCAUGUAAGGAUCAGCUAAAGUCACUUGGUUUGUUCAGCCUGGAGGAGACUGAGGGGAGACCUCAGGGUGGCUAUAACUUCCUCACAAGGGGAGGAGGAGGGGCAGACGCUGAUCUCUUUUCUUUGGUGACCAAUGACAGAACCCGAGGGAAUGUCAGGAAGAUGUGCCAGGGGAGGUUUAGCUUGGACAUUAGGAAAAGGUUCUUCACCCAGAGAGUGCUGGAGCACUGGAACAGGCUCUCCAGGGAGUCAGUCAUGGCCCCAAGCCUGACAGUGUUCAAGAGGAGACUGGACAACAGCCUCAGACACACGGUGUGAACUGUGGGGUUGUCAUGUGCAGGGACAGGAGUUGGACUCGAUGAUCCUUAUGGGUCUCUUCCAACUCAGGACAUCCUAUGAUUCUUUAUAUCAUUAGUUUGGCCAUUGCUAGCUCUACAGUCAUUAUAUCAUGUUUUAAUUGUCUAAAUCUCCUCAUGACAGAAAGUCAUUUGAAAGGCUUCUUUGAUGUGUUAGACAUGGAGGGAACAAGUUGUACACCAUCCAUUUUUUAACAAACAGAUGAGACAAAGGUAUGUGAUCUGCAUACUCAGAAACAGUCUUUCAUUCCAAUGUCAGUGUCUGCUUUGUACUGCAUUGUCUCUCCUUUGGCAGAGAUAAGCAUUUUCUUCACAGAAGGGUAGUGUGUUGACUUCCAGUUAGGAGUAUAUGCUGUUAUUAAGAGUGCUUCUUAUACUGGUGUAUAGAAAAUUGUGUUCCAACACACUGGAGGGCAACAAGAACAAAACCGCAAGCCCAGGAAUGUGUACUGUCCCAAAUGGAUCAGUUGCAAACUUCUUACAGUAGUUAAGACAGGAAGGAAGGCUGAAGUAUAUUUCAGCUUGAAGUGUACUGAGCUACCAAAGUAGGAUUGCUAGUCCACAUCAUCACUCAGGAUUUGGCCUAUAGCCUGCAAAUAUGACAAGACCUCUGGCUAUAGGCUAGGUUAACUUUCCCUAGUACAUAGUGCUAUUGCAGGGGAAAGGAAACGAGUAGGUUUCCCAUUGCGUGUACUGCAGCAGGAGCAGAGAGUAUUCCUGUGUGUUCCUCUGGCUAAUUUGUUGUCACCUUUAUGAGGACUGUACUAGCCAACAGCAACAGUGCUAUUAAUGAUGCUUCCCAUGAACAUAUUGUCUUUUAUCUGAAGAUCUCCAAGCAUAUGUAAACAGUAAUUAAGCUUCAUAACACCUCAGGGAGUUACAAAGGAUUCACGUCACUCAGUUUCACAGUGCAGCUCUGCAGCCGUUUGACUGCAUGUGACCUUGCUAGUUACUGACUGAUUCACCAUUAGCCUAAGGAACCUGUCAGGUCUAGAGUCACAACUGCAUCCUUUUUCUGCUAUAAAAUGAGGGGGAAUAGCAUAUUUAUUUUUUUUUCCCCAGUGAUCUUCCACGUUGUUUUCAUUGCUGUGAGGGCAGUGCAUGAAAUCCAGAUGAAGUCCUUCCCAGUCAGGAAGUUGCUACCCUUUCAGUUUGAAGGAAGGUGUGUUGCUUCAGUAAAGAUUUCACAUCACUGUUCCUUUUGUUAUGAGUUAUGUUAACUCAAAGCAAAGUCUUCUAUUUGACAUAGGCUAUGCACAGAUAGAGAUUAAGGACAUGCUAUAACAAAACUGAAUCUUUUUUCUAUUGCAAAUGUAAGGCAAUUUCAGGAAGGUAUCUGCUGUUUUCCAAACAUUAAUUGCAUCAGAAGAACAGAGAUCAGAACAUUGUGUACUACCUAUUGUCUACACAAUCCACCAUUAGAAGUUGGAAAGUUGAAUUGUUCUCUUUCUGGCUCCUAGAAAUAUCUGUUCUACUUGGCUUCCAGAUCACUGGGAGCAGAUAGAUCAUUAAAGGAGGAAGGAGGAUUUUGCACCCUCAAUUUUUAUUGCUACUAUAAUUACUUUGAUAGUCACUGCAUGGGGAAUUGUACCCUGCAGAUCUUGCAAUCUGCAUGUUAGACACAAUCAAGUGUUUAGCAGACAUGGACAGGAUAAAGGUAGGAGUAAGCAACAUGGGAAAAUGAAGUGGUAAGGGCUAGGGAGACAUCCUGGUUUGGCAGUUGCCUGUUGACCACCACAUGCCAGCGAUUUGCAGGCAUAAUUAGAGUGAAAGAUUUGAAGAUGAAAAAGAGUGAGACAAUAGCCACACCCAUUUCUGUGGGGAGGUUUCUCCAGGUGUAGGGCUGAAACAGAAGGGGAAGAAAAUACGUUGGCAUCACAGAGAGAUUUAGGUAAGACAAUUUGGUAUAGACAUCUUUGCAUUGGGAAGAUGAUAUGGGUAUCUGCCAGGCGAACAAGAAAAGGGAGAGAUGUCUUAGACUUUCAGAAUCCUUAUGAGGCUGACAGAUGUUGAUGUGGUAAUUCAGAAUGCCCAUUAUUUGCUUCUAAUGCCAGCAUUUCAAUUACAACAGCAUCCUCUUUCCUAUAAUGGGAACCCCAGUUAUUUGUAGGUGGCUUGCACAAAAUCUGUGUACCAUUUGUAUCUCUCUCCAGCCUCUGAAAUAGCAUCUAGUGUGACUGGCACGUUUGAUCAGCUAUGUGUGCAUAGUGGAGAAAUAUCCGAAGGUAGGGUACAGGCAGGAAAAAAAAUCCCUUCUCCAAUGGCAGUGGAUGCUCAGUGGUAAGUACUAUUAUGUACUUAUCCUUCAAUAGGAACAGCUGGUCAGAAUUAAUUUCUCAGUUCAGUGCCAUUGAUUGUUUUGUGUGGGAAUGAAAUGGAAGAGGAAAAUUCUCAAAAGAACUCAAACAUUCAAGUAUUACAAAGAGAGAGGUUUAUAAAGGUUUUGUAUUACCUUAAUUUUGGAUUAAAAAAACAAUAGACAGGGGUCAUCAUUCCAAAGCAGACAGCCACAGCACUGUAGUCUUAUGUGGAUACUGCACUAGUUGCAGCACCAAUUAAACAUAUGUUCUACCCAUGGCUCAGGUAUAUUGUAAAUACUAGGAGGUCUGCUUUUGGAGACCCAUAUGUUAUUUAUAUCAGAGGCUUUGAACAAGCUAGCUCAUUCUGUGUGCUCUGUAGAGCUCUAGGACUAGAACAAUACUCCUGGCAUCCACUGGGUUGGGAUUCUUCCUUCCAGUUUUACUGCCCUGAUUCAGAGUUCAUUGUCAGUGACUCCUAUAACAAAUGAAAAGUGAGGGGCAAGUCCAGAGGGCAACUCCUUUCUAAGACUGACAUCAAAGUUACAGCAGAUAAGUAGGUUACUAGAAAAUCCUAUUUCUCUGUGUAACUAUUUCUAGGUCCUGAAUUCAUCAGUUUGAAACUGGGCAUGUAAAACUAGAUGAGAUAAUCCCCAACCUAAUGUCCAAAUGAAAGCUCAUCAGUUCCACCUUUGUUAUCACUACCCCUAAAUGCUGCAAGUGCUCUUUUUGUUUGCUUGGUUAGUUGGUUUUGUUAGUUUCUUUUAAUAGGAGGCUGUUAUUACCUGAUUGGUCAAGACAUAUUUUUCAGCUCAUUUCUGGGAGGUUUUUGAAUGGUGUUUGGGAUCAGCAUUAAUUAAUUUCUUACCAAUCAUAGUCCAAUUUUGAAACAAUACUGAUUCAAGACAUGAUGAAUGGUUAGUAGAUUUUGAGUUGAAAGUCAAAGGUUUCUGAGUUCUCUAGACCUAGCAGUUGUUUGGCAAUGUGCUUUUGGAGACAGGGCUGUUUCAGACUCCUACAACGAAGACUGAUGCUUGGUCAAAAAAGCACAUAAUGAGAGAAGAUUCUUACCUCAAAGAACUGGUCAAGUAAGUAGUCCAGACUGACAAAAGAUGGGUGUAGAAGCAAAGAAGACUCAAUUCAGAUGCCACUACAUAGGUAUCUAGUGCCACUGGAGAUGCGUUACGAUCGCUCUGAUAUCCAUGUGGAGCUCACAGAUUCGGCACAGAACCUGCAGGAGUCUUUUGCCUACUGGAGCCUGAGAUACCUUACUGAGAUACCUACUGGAGGUGAGAUACCUUAAGGUACCCUGAAUGUCAUAGGUUCCUAUGUGUGGGCAGCUGAAUCAGUCCUUAGAGUUGCCCUAAGUAUAACAGGAGCUAAAUCAGAUGUAUACACUUGUAUUUAGACACCUAAAUUGAAGUGUCUUGUAAGGUGAUUCCUACCUGAAAUCACUUACCCAAGAUCACAAAGAUUCUAGCCUCAGAGCCAGAGGUAGAGCCCUGGUUUUGCACCCAAAUGGGCACAACUUGAUUCAUAUGGCUGUACACUAACUGCAGGUCACCUUCACCACGCUCCUGUGAGAUAGAUAGGCAAGUGUUCCUUCUGUUUUAUAGAUUUGGAAAUUGAGGCACAGAGUGGCUGAAUGACUUUUCUGAGAUCACAGAGUAUGCUUCAUAUAUUGUAUGCUUCAUAUAUUGUAUGCAGAAUAAUUGAACUGAAAAAUCUAUGCUGGCAAAAUUAAAAUCCUGGUUUUUUAAGGCCAUAAUGUGCACAAGAGCUGCUGUAAACUUCCAGUCCUAUGCAUAGUGACAGGCUACUCAGUACUUCUAACAAAACCUUUCUUCCUGUGAUCUGUGUUAAACCUUCCAAUAUCUGUGCAAUUGUUUGCAUGGUGUGAGAGGCAAAAGGAGCUUCUUCCUUCAGUUGCUUCACUGUGCAUCUUAAGGGCUUCUGUUUGCUCUAAAAAGAAAUGUUUGGAUUUUUUUCAUGCACAAGAGUUUUGUGGACUAGACCCAAACAUACUGAAAAGUUUGGUUAGGUUACCAGAGUGUUUUAAUUAUGGUUGAUUGUCACCUGAAAUCACUGAUUUGCUCCAGAAAAAAUAUAUGAGCUAGUAAUCUCAUAUUAGCAAAACAAACUGAGUCAUUCAAUUAUUAUUCUGCAGGAAAUUCUAUUGCUGUAAAAACAUCUAUUAUUACGUUACCCGUUGAGAGAGUACUCAUAAAAACAGCUGCUAUUUAUUUCUGUUGUUAACAAUUGAAAUCUGAUGUGAUUGUUAAAGAGUAGAGAGCAGGGGAGAUUAUAUAGACCUCCCUCAACAAAUAUGCUCAUGAAGAUGCCAUUCCAGAAGUCCAGAGUUUUCUUUGGGGGCCAGUCUUGCCAAGGAGCAAAGUAGUGCUUCAUCUGCUGGUAGUGCUAACAGUAUGAUCCUGUCCUUGGACUUCUCAUAACUUAGGUACACUCACCCUAAGACUUACGUUAUCCAAUAAGUGGCUGUAGACUUUGUGCAGCAAAAGUGCAGAUGUUGAUAUGAGCUGCAUGAGAGAUUCGGGGGUUUUUGCCUUUCUUCCUGGGCUGUGGCAUUUGCAGCUAUGACAUUUACAUCUUAUUGAAGCCUUUCUAUGCCUUCAGCAACCUCCAUGCCAGAUGAAGCUGAUCAGGAAAGGGCCACCUGAGAUAUAUACUGCCAACUGGUGGUGUGCAUCUUCUUUUGGACUUCAUCCCUGGUCAGGUGGCAUGAGUUUCAUACGUAAGUUACAAGUAAUUUGAAAUACCUGCAUAACAAACCCUACAUAUGAAUAUCUGCAUGCACAAAACACUUGAGAGGUUUGGUUCAGUUAAACUGCACAUGAAGUGGAUUUGAUGUCAUUCAGGUUUUCCAAGGGCCAGGUAUACGCAAGUUUUAGAAGGUAUCUGGCCACCUCAGAUCUUAAAAUGUAUACUGCUAGUUAAGGUUGUGGUGCCUUAACUGGUUUGAUAGUCUAUAAUCCAGCCUGAUAUUCCUGCUGCUAUUAUUCAGUGUUUUAUUAAUUUUAGCAGGCUGGCGAUAUCACUUAAGCAUGUGUUCCACUGAAGAAGAGAUCUCGUCUUUCACUGCUUUCACUAUCACCCCGUGCAUCCCUGCAGUUUAGAAGCUGAUGAAGAAAGUCAGCUUGCUUGAUUGGAAAACUUAGUCAUUUUUUUUCAGGCAGGUUUGGUUUUGCGUACUGGUGUGGUAUGAGCAUGGCUCACUGUGAAAGUGAACUUCAAUGGGAAAUCAAAUCUGAGAAUUACCUGCCCUAGAGGGCUUGGCCUGGAUUCAGUGAGUAACUGAGAUAAUAACAUACUAAUGUCUUAAAGAUUGGAAAAGUAAAAAAUAGGUCUUAAAUUUGAUGUAACAGCUUGAUUAACAGCAGGAAGCAGUUGCCAUUUUUCAAGCAAUUUCAUCUAUAGUAAAAUAAACUUUUUGGAUGGCUAAGUAUUUUUGGUCUCAGAGAGUUAAUUACAUUGCUCGCAGCUACAAAGAGCAUUGCUACAAGAGCUGAGGUUAGAACCUAUUAGGUUUUGGACUUCAGAUGUGAACCACAGUACAUCUCCUUCAUAUGAUGUGUAGAUAGAAAAAACAAAGCACACAGGCCUGUCAAAUCUAAUAAGCCUUUGUUGCAUGUUGAGAGCAUCAGCAUGACACAGCCUGGAUAUCCAGAUGAAUCUGGCCCACUACUCCUUGUCUUUCCCAAGUAUUGAAACAGGUCUGUUUUGUUAAUUUGUGCUUUUAAUAGUUUCAUUUGGGUGGAACAGCAAUCAGAGGACUAAAUAACAAGAUCUGCAUUAUCUAGAAGCUCUCAGAAUCAUUUUACUGUUGAUAUUUGUUAUUGACAAUGAUUUUGUGGCAAACACCCAUGUUAUAAGCAGGAGAUAUUCAGGUUUUUAAAAAGCUGGAACAUACAAUCUUUUAAAUCUCUCACUGACCUGUCUGAUUUGUCACAUAUUGUACAUAACUGAGUUGCUUACUACUAUGGCUGUAAUCUAUGUUGCUGCAAAACCCUCUUUUCUUGACAAGUCACUGAAUGAAAAAUCCAGUUCCCUUUGGCAUUCAGAGCUUCCCUAAUCAGUGAAGGUGCAAUUUUUUUUUUUUCUGCUGAGUUUUUGAUUAAUCUGAAAGCCCCAAGGGCUCUUGUGUGGAGUCCCCACAGAGUUGCCCUCACAGCUGUACUGACAUCCAUCAAAGGACACUCAUUCUUGGAGUGUAAAAGUACCAUGUUACUGAUGUCAUGCCUCCAUCUGCCAGCUGUGCUAGUGAACAUCUGCAACAGUACCACUGGGAAUACUUCAGGAACAGGGCAGGUUUUAAAAAAUGGAACAUGCUUCAUGGUAUUUUUUUUUUAUUUCAGUUUACAUGAACAAUAAAAUACUUUGGCCCAAAUGAAAUGUUUUUGUGAAAAUUGACUUCAUCUGCAUUUUUUUCACCAGGGAAAAAAAUUUUGAUGGGAAAGUAUGUGUCUGUAAUUCUGAAUCUCACACGUCAACACAAAUAGCUCAGCAAAAAUUACUUAAAGUUGCCAGAGAGGACUAAUAAAAUACAGUCCCAUCUACACAUAAAACACAGGUAGAAACGGCUGGUCUGAUUUAUUACUGCCAUUGAUUCACACUGAUAAAUCACUGAACCUUUUUAAGGACUUGGACACCAAAACUUUAGAAACAAAACCUGUUAGUUAGUGAGCAAUUACAGACUUCUUAUAAAGGGCCUUUAUAGGAAGCUCUGCAAAAAAAAUGGUAUGUAAAGUUAACAAUUAUUGUCUCUCUGAACCUGAGUUAAAAACAAAGUGGAUUUAAAACAAGACCAAAAACAAAACAAAAAAAAAAAUCAAAAAACCCCACAAACAAACAAAAACCAAAACCAAACAAACAACAAAAAACAACCAAGCAAAAACAACAAAAAAACAAACCCGCUAAUGAAUAUGACAUCAAAGAUCAGUCAAACCUUCUCCUAAACUGAGUUGUUCUUCUGACCUCCUGACCUUCAAAAUGCGAAGCCUAGACCCUACAUAACCUUUUCCAAAAGUAUCUGUUUACUUUCCUUCAUAGUUUCCACCAGUCAUGGAAACACAGUAACUGUCCAGCAGCAUCAACAAGAAACUACCAUCACAUGGUAUGUCUAAUUAUCCUGCUUUGAAAAGCUAAUCUUUGGUGUUUUGCUUGUCACGUAUCUGGUGACAAACACAACACAGUAGUACAAGAUAUGAUGCUACCCUCUUUUUUCAGAGUUCUUCUAAUAAACUGUACCCACUGGGAAAGUAAGAGGGCAUAUCUACACCCCAGGUGACCAAGCAGAACCCCAUCACCAGGUUUUGUGUUACUUCUUGGUGGCUCUGCAUUGGUACCUCCACACAGGACUGCAUCACAUAUACUGCAAUUACUGACUUGAGCCACUGACAACUAAGGCUCUCUGUGUUUUUCCAUUCUGUGGUUGCUGGAGAUGACAGAGGGGGAAACUUGGUAUCACUUUCAAAUCCCUCAACAUUUUUCCAUGCAUGUUUACAAAUAGUAAAUGUGACUCCUCCAGGGAUUGAGUCUGGACAUGAGGGGGUGACUCCAGCUGAGUUUGCUCUGCCUUCCCUGAGUGAGUGGGUAGGUGGUCCCACUGUUCUGUGCUCCCUCUUUUUGUGAUUUGGACUUAUUUUGAGCACACAAAAGGCUCGUUGACAGCUCCUUAUGAUGGACUGAAGGAGUGCUCCAAACAGACUUUUUUCCAGGGUCUUGUCCUGGGAUGUUUCCUCAUCUUUUACUGUUUGAAAAGCUGUCAUGAUGUGUCCUGAAGAAACCUGCAGAAGAAACGUUGGCCUGAUUCCUACUUGGCCAGACUCCCAAGCAUGACACUAAAAGUCAGUGUUCACUCCUGUGGAAUCCCAGUUCUCUUCCACAUUUGUUUUCCUCCUCUUCUCAGUCCCCUAAUCUGAUAAAUCAUGUGGGGAGAGGCAAGAGAGGGAGGGGGAGGAGUAUGUGAUGUAACCUCCACCCUGGCAAAGUUACAAGACAACACCACAGUGCCUGCAGCUCACAGUGGUUUUAUAGUGGGAAACUCUGAAUUGUGCUACAUUCUUCAGAGGCGUGAAGAUCCACCGCAUCUGUGUGAGAUCCAGCAGGUGACAUACUCACCUUCAGUUGCGGAGAAGAAAGCUGAGCACAGUGUCUGCUUAAUGACACAUGCUCUCUCAGCUUCUUGUUUUGCUGCUUGCCACGUCCGCCCAGAGUGAAAGGAGCAUACAGCUGAGGACAACCCUGAACAAAGGGAGGCUAGAAGCCGGCUGCACCUCUGGGGUGAGCUUCCAAAUGCCAUCGAAAAGGUCUCUCUGCUAAAGAAAAGAAGAGAAGAGGAGGAGCAUCAUAUUAUAUAUGAGUAUUCUACUUUAAUAUACUAUAUUAUUGAAUUCAUGCAAGAACUUGUGAUGGCUUCAACCUGGGAGAAAACUAAGGAAUUCUACAACUGGGUCCUUGAAAGUGGAGAUCCAAGGACAGACUCAUGGUUUCUGGUCCACUCUCCACUUCCAGUCACGUUUCUCUUUGCCUCUUACCUUUUUGUCGUGGCUCUGGGACCCUUCUACAUGUGUCAUCGGAAACCACUGAAGCUGCGAGGCCUACUGAUUGCCUACAAUCUAGCCAUGAUGACAUUAUCAAGCUACAUGUUUUACGAGUUUCUGGUAACUUCAGUCUUGGCCAACUACAGCUACCUGUGCCAGCCAGUGGAUUACAGCCGAAGCGAACUAGGAAUGAGGCAGAUGGCAAGAGUGUGUUGGUGGUUCUUCUUCUCCAAAGUCAUCGAGCUGCUUGAUACGGUUUUUUUUAUCCUGCGCAAGAAACAAGAACAGGUGACUUUUCUGCAUGUGUACCACCAUGGGACUAUGCUGUUCAACUGGUGGUCGGGGGUCAAAUAUGUGCCUGGAGGACAAGCCUUCUUUAUUGGGAUGCUAAACUCCUUCGUACACAUCUUCAUGUACGGCUAUUAUGCCCUGGCCAGCCUGGGACCACAGAUGCAUCGUUACCUAUGGUGGAAGCGUUACCUAACCAUCAUGCAGCUGUGCCAGUUUGUAGCCAUUGCUGUUCAUUCUUCCUACAACCUCUUCGCCGAAUGCCCAUUCCCCGAUGGCUUCAACAUUGCAGUCUUCCUCUACAUCCUCAGCCUCAUUGCUCUCUUCCUACACUUCUACUAUUGGACUUACACUAGGGGAAAGAAGGAGAAACUAACUUAAAGAAAAUCAAAGAGGAGAGUCAGCAUGGUCUGAUGAACUUGCACAUUCUCUACUGCUUGUAACAUGGUUGCAUGAAGAAAACUUAUUUCUGGACUAUGUGUGAGGCUCUUGUAUGCAGAGUCAUGGUUGCCUUCAAAUAUUUCAAGUUAGGAAGAAAAGAGUGAUGAUAUAAACUCAGGGAUUAAGGUAUUGAGGAGCACAUUUAAUUGCCAAGCCAAGUAGUCAUCAACGUAGCGGCCUUUGUGAGAUAAGCAUCAGAAGAUCUCCUCCUUUCCUUCUGUCUGUUAGCUCAGUUUGCAAGGUCUAGCAUCCAACCAUGGCUCAUUUUGUAGGAUAACAGAGGGUUUCUUUGCAUUCAUAAGACUAUCUCAGCUUAUCCUUCUAGAUCAGGCAGCGUCAGGUACCUCCAGACUGAAAGCAGUGCUCAGGUAACAGUAGCAGCCAGGAACUCACUGGUACUGCAGGAGGCACUCACCUAUGCACUGCAUCGCAGCCUUUCCUGCUCAGAAAGCUCCCACUGGGACUGAGGUGAAUGACAGCUGUACGGCUCUGAUGUUCUAACUUUAUAUCAGCAUAAACAUGAAGGAAACUAAGUUUCUAAGUAAGAAGGUAAUGCAGUAGUUAUCAUCAUGUACCAUUUUCUGGAAUACUUGUUUGUCUUUUGUUUCUUACAUAACAAUAGAGAACUUUUAAUGCAUGAAAACUACUUGGCAUUGCUCCUUAUAGAUGCUGUUUUUUAAAUAGAAAUAAUAGAUUGAGGUUCCCUAUUAAUAACUUCUUUCCUCCAAUUCGUUGUUGUUGUUAUUAUUAUUAUCAUCAUUUGAAAAUUUUCCUUCUCAUCAAAGAUUAAGUUUUACCUCACAAUAAGCAACCUUCUCCACUACCAACUUAUCCAAGUAUUAAUAUAAAAUAAAAUAAAAUAAAAUAAAAUAAAAUAAAAUAAAAUAAAAUAAAAUAAAAUAAAAUAAAUAAAAUAAAAUAAAAUAAAAUAAAAUAAAAUAAAAUAAAAUAAAAUAAAAAUUUGUUGGCUAGUGUAAAGCUGCAUAGCUCCAUUACCUUUAUCAUAUCACUUAUUGGCUCCUUUUUUGGUCUUAAAUCAACUGCAAAUAGUUUUUGGCACUUAUAUUCAUCUACAGACAGUUAAAUACUGUUAAAGUUUUGAUAUGGUAGUGCUUUGAAAAUGCUAAAUUCAGGUUUUAGACUAAAAUGUGGUGUUUAUAUACUGCAGUCUACCUUUGUUGAUUAGAACUAUUAUUAUGAAGCAGUGAUUCGUUCACAGUUGAAACAUAAAACUCUUGAAGGAGAAUAUUAGAAUUAUUGAAUUGGAUGACUUACCACUGCCAAGACAAAUUCACCUCAAAAGUAAAGAAGUUUUAACUCCUCUAGGAAUGUCCAGAGGAUUAGAUGCUAGCCUCAACCUGGCAAAUUGGUGCACACAAAAAAAAACUUUAUGCUCCAUACAAACCUGGAGUUUAGUGGCAAUGCAAAAUAAAUGCAACUUGUUCAUUGUCAGUCUGUGUUCAUAUAGUCUCUCUUCUCAUUUUCACUGGUGAGUAUGAAAAGCAAGGCAAGGCUUAUUUCACAUCUAUCUAUGUGCUAGCUGUUUUUCUUCAAUCCAAAUAUUUCUCCAUGCUGCUUAAAAUAUAAAUAGUACUCCUGUUUACUAGAAUGCUACUUUUGUUAAAGCUUUAAAUAAUAAGCCUCUGGGUGGGUCAUCUAUCCUUUAUUUUGUAAGGCAGGAAAAAAAAAUAUGCCGUGUAUCUAACACACUUUAUUCAUGUUGAGGGUUUCCCCAGAGGCCACCUCAGCAUUGAAGACUUAGUGGAAGUAAAGUCAUUUCAUUACUCCUGUCCAUUUAAUGAUGCCCUUAUGGCUUUAUCCUGCUUAAACCAUCAGUACAUUUGGGCCCCUAGUUUCAAGGUACAGCAUACUUUCCUCCAGCUGGACAAAUUAGCUGUGCUUACAAAGAAACCUAAUGAAUUUAGCUCUUUUCCCUGUAUGUGAGGGGAUCAUGGGUAGGUCUCAACUUCAGUUUCCCCUCACAUAAACUUCUUAAGGUUGUAGGUACUAAUUUCAAGGGCUUCACUAAUAACUUUAUACCAGAGUAAGCAUCACAUAUUUUGAUUUUCCUUGAUUCAUUCAUAAUUCUUGACUGCUUAAAAAUUAGAAAUUAGAAGGAAAUUUGGAUGAGAUUAAUCCAAUGUUUCUGCAAAUCCACUGCUUUGAAAGACAGAUAAAUUAGUAAACAUGUCAUUUAACUUUUUUUAAGUAGCCUAUGAAUUUUGUGUCUGUGUAUAAGAGAUCUUAUAUCAAUGGAUUCUGGACUGUGACUGGCCACACCACUGGUAACAAUUUGCCUGCAGAUAACUUGAAAUAAGUGGCUGAUCACCUAAUUCACACACCACCAUAACUAUUUGUCCCAGACAUGCAACCUUUGAUCUAUCUAUUACUGUCCCUCUUCCUCACAGCCCGAGUGAGCGGCCUGAUCUUGCACUUUUGAACUGGUAAGAGCUUUUUGUCAUAUGGCCAUAGGGUGAAAAUGAAGUAUUUUCAGUUGGGUAAUAAGCAGGAAUCAAGUUUGCCCAGAAACACUGUGCUUUGGAUGGUAUCGAGUACAGCCAUUACAAAAGCAUUGAUGUAAACAGAAUCCAUUUGUGAGUGUACUUGCACUAGCAGUGAGGAUAAAAUUGCAUAGAUAUAUCUGUGUGGCUCUGCAGGUCUUGAUUCUUUCCUCCUUUCGACUGCACUCACUUGUCUUCAUUCUUUUGUUUUAUAACGGGAUAUCACAGUUUUCACUGUCCACUUGGGGCAUCCUGUUGUGACAGAAGCAAAAACCUGAGAGUAGAGGUACAUGCUCCUGCAAUUUCAAAGAGAAUAAAAGCACAGAAUGAGAUUUCCCCUUUAAGAACACAUCCCUCGAGUUAAGGAUUACACCAGGAUAAUGCACUGUUAGGUCAAAAAGACUGGAAAUUAUACAUUGCAAGUUUGGAUGAUUCAUGCUGUCUGGCAGCAUCCAAAGCUUUGAGGGUGAAGUGAAAAUAUCCUGUCACAGCUGGAUUUAUAAAAACCUCUGGGCCAAAAGCUGAUUCCACCAAUAUCAACGACAAAGCCUGCAGAUUGCACUGGAAACAAAAUGGCACAGCUGUGUGAAAAAACAGUGCACUCAGCUACAUGGCCUCCUUAGCAUUUGAGCAGAUUGUAGUGUUAUUUGAGCUUAAUACAUGACUUUUAGGGGGAGAAUUGUGUGCAGGUCUCCCCGUUAUAAAAUGUGUGUCAUUAUGUGUUCUCAGAGUAGUUCACAUUCACAAGAUGUAAAGCAUAAUGCAAGUAGUCUCUUUAAAUGAAUAAGCUUGAUAUCAUUAGUGCUCAGCAUCUUUCCUACUAUUCAAGUCAAUGUAAAUUAUGGAUGUUCUGAUCAAAUUACUUUUGAAUUAACCAGACCAUUUACUCAAUGCUUACUUUCUCUCUGAAGAUAAACGACAGGGAUUCUCAUUUUAAUCAAAAUAAAAUGCAGAAAAGAAAAUCAAUUACAUGUUUUUUCCAUUAGUGUGUGAUAGUAAGUUUCCAGAGGAACCUGGACUUAAAAUUGCAAAACAAUAUAAAAUGCAGGAACAUAGCUGGGUUUUAAGUACUGGAUUUAUAUAUAGAUACUACCAGAAAAUAUGGCAGUGUAUGGUUUUUAAAAACGGCAGAAUAAUUACUCUAAACAAUUAAUUAAGCAACACUAGAAUACAGUAGUUUACUUUGUACAAUAAAUAAAAAUCUGUUGAUCCAGAUGUAAAACACCUCCAAGCCAAACACUAAAAAAGAUCAGCUGACCCUAUAUAUAGAACAGUGUGAAUUUGCUGAAUUCAUUAAUUAAUAACUUCAUGGAUUAGACCUUGAGAGAUGGAGUGCUCACAUCCAGAUGUUUACUGUGAUUUGUCAAUGGCCUUAUACUUAAUCCUCCUGAACAGGAAAUAAGAGUCUUUUCUCUGAGGUCUCCCUUGGGGACUGUGGCAGUCUCUCUCUCUGGCCUGAAUCAUCUCAACACAGGAUCAGACUGCUGGGGAAUUAACCAAGUGGAGGAGGCACAGAUUUGCUUUUAACCCCUUUGGUUUCUUCUGGGCUUGAGACUGACUUCCUCACCAUCUGCCACGAUGGGAAUGUUAUUUGCUCAACACAUGGAGAAGAAAAAGUGUUCACGCAUGUAGAGCAAUAAGGCACAACUGUGGGGUCACUGUCGCCAUCAAAGGUGUCAAAAGCAGACAUGUCUAGUCCUGCCACCAGUGAGUGAAAGCGCUGUGGGCAGAUCAAGCCUCUAGAUGCUGGUGUAUGUCUCUCCACAUUUCAGCAUCGCAUAUUUAAUUUGGUGAGGCUGCAGCUCCACAGUCACUGUCAGUAAUAGGGAUGGCCCAAGCAGGAAUAUUUGUGAAAAGAGGUGCCCAAGGUGUCUGUAGUCAGGUAUUCCAGAGCAUGUUCAGUGUGUCUGUGGGGAGGUAGAUGAAUGCAGCCUCUGCAGGCUACCCCCAUGGCUUGCUCCUUAACAUGCGAGGCCCCAUAUGUAAUGGGUCACUCAUUUUGUUCUGUGGCAGUGUCCCACCGAAUGACAGCUCCCAGCAGUCACAUCACUGCCAUUCCUGCUGCAUAAUGGCAUGUUUGGGUGCUGCUCAUUAACCCAUGACAGCCUGAAUCAGGCAGUUGCAUCUGUCCCAGCAUCCAAAAGCAGGGGGAGGCUAGUGAAAAGCUAAAAAUGCUGAUGGAAGGCAGUUGGAAGGCAGUUAAAGAAGCCUCAUAUGUGACAUACAUGAUUACACAGGUCUGAGCAUGGACAUGUAUUAUUCAUGUCCAUGGCAUGAUGCUGUACAGAGCAUGAGGGUAUGGUGCUUUUCUUCUCCUCAUGGAGGGGUUGGUAAAGUAAUGUUUGUGACACAGAUCUGCCUUCAGGUGGAAGAUAAGAGAAUCUCUAGCUUACACAGUGUUUCUUCUUCUGCAAAACUUGCGUGAGACUCUCAAUAGGUGCUAGCUGGUAAAGUAAGGAAUCUUAGAAGUACCACAUUUAGGCAGUCCCUUGAUGUUGCCUAACCAGGGGAGUCCCAUUUACAGCUGUGGGAGAAAACCUGCAAAUGAGGCUGCAGAAUAAGCAACUAAUGCUGUGUGGACCAGAUGUGGGAAAAAAAAAAUACACAUUCCAGUCAGAGGGGAUGACAACAGGCAUUAUAACUGGAUUAGAAGAACUGAGUGCCAGUGGGAGCUGGAGAGAAUUGUAAGGUUUGGUGUGGAUGUGCUGGAAUGGAUGGGACUGAUUACAUGUGUGCAUCUGCUCAGGGUAGAAAAUACUUUUUGUUAAAUCACAAGUAUGGGGACAAGUAAAUUCUUUGUCAGGGAGCACCUGCUUAAAACAUUAGUAGCACAUGUCAGCACUUGAUAUGUCCCACUAUUCUGCAUGUCAUCUUUUCUCUCCAGUACCUGGGCAUUCUUCUGGUAGGACUGCUGCUCUUCAAAAAGUGUUCAGAGUCUUUUCACCACACUCAGAAAACCAGGGAUGCUGAAUAAGAACUGCCUUUUGUAAAUUCCCUUUUUGGAGUAGAUGUUCUUCCCCUUUAACAUCACCUCCUCACUCCUUUCUCCUCUAUUCCUUUGUAUCCACAUAUACAGAUACCAUACUAGAUUCUCAGAAUUGUUAAAGCUGCGAAGUAGCUAUAUAGAACAUCCACUAUACAGAGCAGCUGUAUUUUCCUGCCAUAUCAAUUAAUAAUGUACGUUUUCUUCAUAGGCUUUUCAGAGAGGCAUUCAGAAGGAUGAAUGUGGACAAGUCUAUAUUUUUUCCUGCACUUUAGCAUAAUCGCAUCUGCCUGCAAAUACAGGAUGUGAACACUGCAACACAACAUUAAGAAGGGCUAGAAACUUGGAUUUUAAUAAAGGGGGAAUUUAAACUCAGCAUAAUCUCUCCCAGGCGUCAAAGAAGUGCUGCUCCCUGUUGUUGAUGUAGAAGCAGGAGAAUGGAUACAACCCCUUGAGAAGCAGCAAGUUUAUGAGCCCUCUGUGCACCUUCUUCCACUCUGCACAGUGCCCACAGUCAGCCCCCCUAGACUGUGUCUCCAGAAGGCUGGCUACCACAGUCCUGAGGAUACUUACUGCAUAAGGAAAUUUUUGAAAGUGCCUCUAGGGUUGAGAAGGGAAGAGUAGGAAAAAGGUUGGGAAUGGAUGUGUUUGUUUUUUUUUUUUUUUAAGAGGGAUGCUUGAAAAGGGGAGAUCUGUGAUGGAUGGCAUGUGUAUGUCCCUCUAGAAGGCUGGGGUUUGUUCCCAGAGCCUGUGUGGACUCCUGUAAUGCAAUAGCAGGUCACAUAAACGAAUGGUGAUUGCGAGUAAAGGCUAAACGUGACCCUUGUGGGAAAAGAUCCCUGGAAGGGACUUUUACAGGUAGGAAGGAGGGCACACACAGGACCAGCACGGUGAAUAUAAAAAAGUACAGAGGUGAGUGAGCAGGCACAGGUGCUGGCAAGUUAUCUGUUUUCUGUUGUGUUACUGGUUAUAUGCAUAUGAAGCACAGCUGAGUGUCAGUGGAUGCCUGUGACUGGCCCUAUGAAAGGGACAUGCUCACUGAGCAGACUCCGAAGGUAUUUGUUGUGGUGGUGCGGCAGUUGAACACACCCUGAUGAGGUCCAGAGCUUUCAAUAGGGCAACUGGUGGCUCUUUAGCACCUUUUGUGCCCCACUGUGGCCAUCCUCCCUUAUGCACCUUGGUGGAUGCCGACCAUUAUGUCCCCUCCCCUGGGGGCACACUGAACAGUGAUGUUCACCUCCUCCCCAGCUGGGGGAUAAAGGAGGAGCUUAGUCAAUAGUCAGGGUCCUCAGCCAACAAAGUGCCCAGGCCCAGAGAAGCUUCUGGACCGUGCUCAUUAUUGCCACAGUCAGAUCAAACCAAGCUAUAAAUGGCACCCCUGCUGAAGACCCGCUUGAAGUGGUCUUCUCAGAGCAUCAGGACUGUUAUCAGAGCUCUACCCUUAGACUGGGGAUGCCAUCUAAGGAGACUUAACAGGAUUGUGUGUCCCCACUUUCUCCUUGGUGAGCGAUUAUUUCUUCUGGAUAUAUCCUCGAAUGAGUCCUUGGUCCCACCUCUGGACAAGUGAUUAUUUAUUCUGGGUAGCCUUGAGUGAGAGAGGCUUCUCUUUUGAGUGAGUGAGAACACGCUGUGGAUCAUCAGUCUUUUGUGGUUGUAUGGUAAUAAUAUCCCCAACUGGUACAUCAAGCAUGCAGUUUAUUAAGUGUUGCCAGGGUGCUGAUAGAUUUUGAAUUACCCCCUGGCUUAUAUUGGUUUCUGUUGUAGGGUUUCGGUCUGUUCUUUGGUUUCAGUUCCAAAUCAAAGCUGGUUUAAGCUUACAUUUGCUUAGAGUGGUUUUCAGGUGCCUCCAUGACAGAUGGUCAAACACCACAGUUCAUAGGGUGCAAGGUAUUAAUUUUGACUGACAUUGCCUACAGGAGAUCUAGAUUAACUUAACUAGGGAUAUUUUCUCUUGAAAUAAAUUAUUAUUCUUGAGGCAAGAUUUGGAGGGAGAAUAUCUUUCUUUAAAGGAGCUGACAGAACUGGAAAAACAGAAUAAUUUUCCAUUGUGCAAGCCUUUCCUCUGGUUAUAAUCCUUGACAUGCAUUGGUAACAAAUCAGCUGUUAUAUGUCGGGGCGCUCAGGUAUGCCUGUAUUUAUUGCAGAGUGUGCUAGUCCUAAAGGGUAUUAUACAACAGUUUGCGGGUUUGAUACAUUAUUCAAUUAAAUAAUUGUGAAUCAAAGGGCUGUUAUUUUCAAAUGGCUGUUCUAGAAAACUUACCUGUAAUUUUGCUUCUACAAAUUACUUGUGUGAGUAAAGUGGUCCUUUACUUCACCCGCACAGGUGAAGCGAUUCUGUGCUCGGUUCUCAGAGGUACAUUAUAGAACAUGUCAUGGGCAAAUCAUCACUUACAGUAACUAUUUAAUAUAAUUACAGUUUUGUAUUUUGGCACUGUUUUUAUUAUCUUCAAGCAUAUUUCGUAGGCAGAGGUGAUGUUUUAAAUUAAGUGAAAACCCACUAAUCUCAGUGAAUCUAGGUAAACUAUUCAAUGGAGCUGUGAGUACCACCAUAAGGAUUCAGUAAAAAUGUCACUUCAGGGAUGCCAACUGGAAGGCAAAAUAGUUUUUCACUUAAUUUAAUUUUGUGAGAAACCCAGAAACUCCCCAAGGUCAGGGUGGUGUAUAUAUAUGUAUAAAUUUUCAUCCUAGAGUAUUUGUAUAUAUAUUUAGUAUAUUUCACUCUAGAUCUUGACUAGAAUAGAUGAGUCCAUGGUUUGAAUAUAGAAAAUAAGAUCUUAGCAUUGAUUGUAUUACUAAACUGUAACUGAAGGCAUUGUGUAAAGCUGCUUCAAUUCCUUUUCUCUAAUAAAAUGUACAUCUAUUAAAUGUAUCAGCCUUGU
Columba livia (rock pigeon) is the source of this 23140-nucleotide messenger RNA. RefSeq names its product very long chain fatty acid elongase 4. Gene Ontology annotation, cellular component: endoplasmic reticulum membrane. The transcript is spliced from 9 exons. NCBI's taxonomy places the organism in Eukaryota, Metazoa, Chordata, Aves, Columbiformes, Columbidae. Gene Ontology annotation, molecular function: fatty acid elongase activity. The record is from RefSeq and is a predicted model, not a curated record. Bases 13902 to 14717 code for a protein of 271 amino acids. Gene Ontology annotation, biological process: fatty acid elongation, polyunsaturated fatty acid; sphingolipid biosynthetic process; fatty acid elongation, monounsaturated fatty acid.